GAAGUCCUUUCGACUUAACUCAUUUAUGAAUGUCAUUUAUACAUUUAAUAUUUUUCUCUUUGUUUUUUUAAACUGACUUCUUUAUUAUUUCAAAUAUUUAUUUUGUUUAUUUUGACCUUGCAAGCGUUACGACGAAUUUCAACUACUAGCAAUUUUCACAGAAGUUUUAAGGUGAUUCUUUCCUAUGGCCUAAGCUUAAUAUGUUUAAGAUUUUUUCGAUUAGAGUUCCAAUUUAUGCCUUAAAUGGCAUGCUUUAUUUAAAAACUGACGUAGAAAUUAGUGGACAUCUAUACGCAUGGAUAAGUUCACAGGUAGAAUUCGUAAUUCGUACUUAAGUCGUGUACUGAACUGGGGACGAAGUUCUUUUUGGCUAACUUACCACACUAAUAAAUUUAUAACCAAAUAUUUUUAUGUUGGGAUGGAGCGGAGUGGGGACAGGAUUAAAGUUUGACUGACUAAAUAUUGCUGGAAAAUUGGUGAGAUUUCUAACACAUUGACAUUAUGCUAAACUGAACACUAUUUAAAGUCCAUUUCAAAAGCUGUAAAAAAAACUCCCUCCAUUUCUUUCCCUUACUUGGCAGGAUACAGUUUCUUUUUAAAUUUCUUGUUGUUUCAAACUUAUAAAACUAACUAACUAAGUAUACAGGAAUUCGAAUUCGAAGAUGAUGUUUUGUAAAUUUACAAAACUUGAAUUCCCAAAGUAAUACAAUCGAACGUCUAUUUUUUUCUGCUUGACUUUGUUUACAUAAGAAAAUUUAUGUUUAGAUGCAGUCAGGUAAAAAACGGAUGCUAAUCGGUUUUGAUGUUGUACUGCACUACAAAGCCCUCAGUCAAUGACACAGACAUCGUAAGCUCAGUCUAUACUUCCCAUCUCGGGUCACAGUACAACAACAAAAACAUUGAGUACAUCCGUUUAAUUUUGCAAAGCGUGGAAAAAACAAGUAAUUUGAAAAGCUAAAAGAAAAUGGAGGAACAGACUUCUUCCAUGAUUUUUUCAAGCGAAGUGAAUGUGUUUAAGCAUCUUAUUUAUAUCUGCAAUCAACUGAUAUGGGUCAGUGGAGUGGCACUAAUCAUCGUGGGAUGCAUACUGAUAGAUAAUGGUGACCAGUUAUCAAACAACUUAUGCGUGUCUCUUAUCGUUGUUGGAUUCAUAACACUGCUUGUCAGUUGUUUUGGAUGUUAUGUUGGCUUUAGAGGACAUUAUUCCAUGAUACUUGCAUUUUCUUGUCUUCUUGGUAUCAUGGUUAUUAUUGAGUUAGUUGUUGGUGCCGUAGCAUUUGCACACAACAUCAAGAACAACAUGGCAAUCGUUGGAGGAGUCGCCAUUUCAGUUGCAUUGCUUCAGGUUAGUGGCAUCGCGUAUGCGUGCUGCCUGAUGAAAUCUAUCAAAAACGAAUACGAAAUUCUUUAAGUCGAUGCUGUGAAAAUAGUAAAAGGUUUUUACAUAACACAUUUUGUAGGACGUUUUCGUGCUGAUAUUUGGAAUACAUGAUGCCUUAGAGUUACCA
Hydractinia symbiolongicarpus is the source of this 1508-nucleotide messenger RNA. RefSeq lists its product as uncharacterized. Gene Ontology annotation, cellular component: membrane. NCBI's taxonomy places the organism in Eukaryota, Metazoa, Cnidaria, Hydrozoa, Anthoathecata, Hydractiniidae. Bases 965 to 1411 code for a protein of 148 amino acids. The transcript has 4 exons. The record is from RefSeq and is a predicted model, not a curated record.